AUGGUUGCGGAAGCUGAAAUUAUAUGUCAACCGAGUGUUUCGAUGUUGGAUGUAAAGUAUCGCCUUUGCGUUGCGCAAGAACAUAGCGUCAAGGUUGAGGUUUCACCGAAAUCUCCUUCUCCUUCUCUCCCAAUCUUUGGCCAUGCUGUGAGUUGCUCUGAGAUCAUGAAAGAUUCGAUAUUGGAGACCCCUGCGAAGAUGUUUAUCCCAAAUGUGCGUUCUGGUAGCUAUGCUGAUAUUGGACCACGGGGAUCGAUGGAUGAUGAACAUAUUCAGAUAGAUGAUCUAGCUUGCCACCUUGGGUUUGUGUUCAAGUACCCGAUACCGAGUGCGUUUUAUGCGGUUUUUGAUGGGCAUGGAGGGCCUGAGGCUGCUGCGUUUGUUAAGAGGAAUGCUAUGAGAUUGUUUUUUGAAGAUGCUGAUAUGCUACAAUCGUAUGAUACUGAUGCCUUUUUUCUAGAGAAGUUGGAGGUUUCUCACCGGAGAGCUUUUGUACGGGCUGAUCGUGCCUUGGCUGAUGAACAGAGUGUUAGUAGUUCAUGUGGGACUACAGCACUGACUGCCCUUGUGCUUGGAAGGCAUUUGCUUGUUGCGAAUGCUGGUGACUGUCGAGCAGUACUUUGCAAGAGAGGUGCAGCUGUUGAGAUGUCUCAAGAUCACAGACCGAGUUAUUUACCAGAAAGAAGGAGAGUGGAGGAGUUAGGCGGAUUCAUUGAUGACGGAUAUCUCAAUGGUUAUCUCUCGGUAACUCGUGCCCUUGGGGAUUGGGACUUGAAAUUUCCACUUGGUGCUGCAUCUCCUCUAAUUGCUGAACCUGAUGUUCAACUGGUUACAUUGACAGAAGAGGACGAGUUCUUGAUCAUUGCGUGUGAUGGGAUAUGGGAUGUAAUAUCUAGCCAAGUUGCAGUUAGUCUUGUUCGUCGUGGACUAAGAAGGCACAACGACCCACAGCAAAGUGCCAGAGAUCUAGUCAAGGAAGCAUUGCGCCUAAAUACAUCAGAUAAUCUCACUGUGGUUGUUAUAUGUCUGUCACCUGUUGAAAGCUUUGCUGAAUCAUGUCCGCCACAGAGACGAAGAUUCAAAGCUUGCAGUAUUUCUGAAGAGUCUCGUAAUAGAUUGAAGAGCUUAAUAGAGGGAAAUUGA
This is a messenger RNA of Vicia faba (fava bean), 1143 nucleotides long. The record is from the annotation of a GenBank genome assembly. Lineage: Eukaryota; Viridiplantae; Streptophyta; Magnoliopsida; Fabales; Fabaceae.